Messenger RNA from Blastomyces gilchristii SLH14081, 237 nucleotides. RefSeq lists its product as uncharacterized. Gene Ontology annotation, molecular function: transferase activity. The record is from RefSeq and is a predicted model, not a curated record. Bases 1 to 237 code for a protein of 78 amino acids. The transcript has 2 exons. NCBI's taxonomy places the organism in Eukaryota, Fungi, Ascomycota, Eurotiomycetes, Onygenales, Ajellomycetaceae.
AUGUCACAUUCUCGUCGAGGACGGGAUCAUGGGCGGGGACACGGAGCGGGGCGCUCCGAGCCCGGUCGUGAGGUAGUUGUGUCCAAGGCGUUGAGCUACAUCUUACGACACGCAGCGGAGAGAGAAGGGGUGAAAAUCGACAGUCAUGGCUAUGCGAACGUGGCUGAUGUGGCCUCUCAAACAAACCCCCCGCCAAGCAAAAACGGUGCCGUUCACCAGAUUCCAAACAAAGUAUGA